AUCUCUAAAAAAAAACGAUUUCGUAUCUGACUCACUCGCUUACUCACUAAUGAUCAUCAAAUCCCUUAGAGUUCUUCCUGAAGUCCUGGGAAGCUGAAAUUUGUAUGUAGGAUAGUAUUAGUAUAUAAACAACAAAUAAAUUCAAAACUUGAAAUUUUUAGCCACUAAGGGGAUGAAAAGGGGAUUGAAAUUUGGUAUGGGGAAUCAAUAACCGCUGAACCGAUUCAGUUGAAAGGUAUGUAUAUAGUUUUUGUUAUGAGGAAGGAUAUAUAAUACCCUAAAAUCACCCCGUAAGAGCAAACAGGGGGAUAAAAAGGGCGUUAGAUUUUAAUAGUAAAAAAUCACCCCCAACCCUUUAAAUUAGGGUAUGUAAGAUCGUCAAAAGCAACUUACAAAAAUAAGUGAAAUCCGAUCAAAAACAUUUUCAUGUAAAAUGUUGCCAAGAUGAAACCAAAGCUCGCACUGUCAUAAAGUUAUCAGAUCUCUUGUAGAGCUAAGCUUCUAACUUCACAAACUCUACACCUUACUCAAAAUAUAUGGCUUGGCCGUUUCCUUACUACAAGAACUAUAGUAAAAAUGGUGAAUAGUGAAUACAUUUUUCACCUUACGUCCCUUUAAACGGUAUUCGAAUCGAUAGAAACAUAAUGUCUUUUUGUUAAGCUAUUAAAGAAUACUUUAGAGGCGUCUGGGGGCCGAUUUUUUAAUUUCGAUCGCUCGAUUUCGUUUUCUCCCUUUAAUAAUAUCUCCACUACUAGGCAUUUAAAUUCUACUAAUAGAAUUGAAAACGAGUGGUAAAUUUCACUGGAUUCCUAAUUUCUGUCGCUCCUACUUCAAAAAUAUCAUUCCGCCGUUUUCUACAGAUUUUCGAGUGACGAAAUCGGGCGCUCGAAAUUCAAUAAUCGCCCCCUAAUCCUCUACUUUUGAUGCUGACUGUAGGUACAUUAAUAAUCACGGUGAAAAUAUGUAAUGCUAAUUAAUUGAAAACAACAUAUAACCUGUCGCUUGCUUAGUGUGGUUUCGUAGUUGGCCGUCCGUCAUAAAUAUAAUAGGCAGUAGCAGAAGCUAUUACGAACGUUAAUUAACAAACAAAAGUAUCUUCGCAGCUAUUUUUUGUCCUUUUGAUUGUGACGAGAUGAUUUUUUGUGUUUAUUUAUAGACGGCUUAACCGAUCAUAUUCAAAAUAAAAUAUAUUAUUGAUAUUUGUUUCUAAAAAUGUAAGCGUUGACCACGGUACCCUAAAAAGACAGACGUACAUACAUUUGUGCGUCGCAAGUCCAUUUAUUUUAUAUUAAAAUUAACGAAUGCAACUUGUAAAGCCAAUCAUUUUUUGUUAAAUGUUACAAUGGUCGUACCUACUUUUCGAAUAAUACAGAUAUUUUUUCACAAUAAAAAACAAUGCCCAAUUUCGAAAAAAAAAAACUUUUAAUUGAUAUUUUUUUAAUAUUUUAUUUACAUAAAAACAAAUAUACGGCCAUCUUCAAGCGAAGAGACCGCUAACGCCUUAAAUAAUAGAAGCUUGGAUCUUCUAUGUGGGUGGGUAGAUUUUCGAUUGACGUUUCUCAAUAAACAAUUGGAAUAUUCACUAGGCCCCCAGGUUGCCUCGUUUAUCAGCCAAGUAGCUGUCAAAAGGUUACACGAUAAUAACUAGCUGUCGUGACAAAAUAUCAGACAUCUUAUGACGCGACGUUUGAGGCUUUUCUACGUAUGUAAUAGAGCUUAAUUUAGAAUACACAUUUGUUUAUUGGAAUCAAAACUUGUUUGGGUCUUAAUUGCCCAGAUCAGUGUUGUUUAAACAACUACUGUGAGCGGUUCAUUAUAGUUUUCCAGGCAAAUUUAUUGUAAAUACGAGAAUGACAGAAUCUGUAAAGAGUAAUAUGUUAGAAAUUACUUCUCGGAUGAUUCAGGAAGUAAGAAAGGAGUACAAUUUGGAUAAGCCUGGAAUGAUGGACCAAGCUAUUGACAUUUUGUACAAUUGGAUUCAAAAACAGGACCAUCUGGUGAAGAAGGAUUUUUGUAGGGACUAUUUGGAACGCAUCAUCAUUUCUACUAAAGGAUCUGUUGAAAAAGCGAAAAAAAGGAUAGAUAAAGUUUGCACCAUGCGGACAAUGGUGCCAUAUUUAUUUGAGAAAAUCCACGCGAAGUAUGACUUCCCAAACUUACAGGAUUUUUACAUAAAUCUGAAUUUGCCAAAAAUAACUGAGGAUAACUAUAGACUGUUCAUUGCAAAAAUUGGUAACAAACCACUUUCGCCAUCUGUAUACCUGCAGGCGUACCAGUUGUCUGUUCUUUUUUGUGAAUAUAUGAAGCUUUACGAUUAUACACUUGGUUACCACGUAAUAUAUGAUAUGAGAGAUGCCAAUAUUUUGGAUGUAGUGACUAAGAUGGACUUGGUAGAUCUCCGCAAUGUCGUGACAUUCUACACUGACGGCUACGGUUUUAGAAUAAAAGGCGUGUAUAUAUUAUCUAAUUCGUCUGUCAUCGGUACUUUUGUCGACAUUUUGAAACAGAUUGUCAGUGCUAAAAUCGGACAAAGAAUUUGUGUUUGCAAGACAAUAGAAGAAUUGUACGAACGUGUACCAAAACAUUUGCUGCCUGAAGACUAUGGAGGUGAACAGAAAUCAGUUUUGACACUUUAUGAUGAAUGGAUAGAAGAAAUAUCACAAGACCAUCAUGUGGCAUACCUGAAGGAAAUGAGGGGAGCAUGCACCAACGAGAAAUUACGUCGCACAGACAAAUUCAACGAUGAUUACCUUGGGAUGCCCGGAUCAUUUAAGAUGCUUCAUGUGGAUUUAAUCAUGACAGAAUUCCCAAAAAAAGAUAUUUUACAAGUAAAUUCUGGCACUAUUCAGGAAGUUAAAAAGGAGUUUAAUUUGGACAAACCGGGAAUGAUAGACCAAGCUAUUGAUAUUGUGUACGAUUGGAUUCAAAAACAGGAACACUUUGCAAAGAAGGAUUUUCGUAGAGACUAUUUGGAACGCAUCAUCAUUUCUACAAAAGGAUCUACUGAAAAAGCGAAAAAAAGGAUAGAUAAAGUUUGCACUAUGCGGACUAUGGUGCCUAACUUGUUCGAGAAAUGCCACGCAAAGAAUGAUUUCCCACAUUUAAAGGAUUGGUACAUCAACCUUAAUAUGCCAAAAAUAACUGAUGACAACUAUAGAAUAUUUAUUGCAAAAAUAAACAACAAGCCACUUUCAGCAUCAGUGUUCAUGGAGGCGUAUCAAUUCUCGGUUAUUCUUUGUGAAUACCUGAAAUUAUACGAUUACACUAUUGGUUACCACGUGAUAUGCGAUUUGAGAGAUACCAAUAUUUUGGAUGUGGUCAGUAAGAUUGACUUAGUGGACCUUCGCAAUAUUAUGACGUUGUACACUGAUGGCUACGGUUUUAGAAUUAAAAGCAUAUACGUUUUAUCUAAUUCAUCCAUGAUCGGUGCUUUCAUCGAUAUUUUAAAACAGAUCCUCACCGCUAAAAUCGGUCAAAGGAUCUCUGUUUGCAAGACAGUAGAAGCAUUGCACGAAUGCCUACCUAAACAUUUGCUACCUGAAGACUAUGGUGGGGAACAGAAAUCUAUUUCCAUACUUUAUGAUCAAUGGUUAGAAGAACUUUCAUUAGACAAUCAUGUGGCAUACAUGGAAGAAAUGAGAGGAGCCUGCACUAAUGAAGCAUUAAGACGUCCAGACAAAUUUAACGACGAUUAUCUUGGGAUGCCUGGCUCCUUCAAGAUGCUGCAUGUUGAUUAGACAGGGUUCGAUUCCUUUGAAAAUAUCAAAGAAAAUGAAAUGUGAACUAUGUAUCUUAAUUUACUAUAUUUCAUAUACAGUUGGCUGUAGAUCCAUGUUACAAAUAUAUUUAAUUGUUCUACAUACUUAAGUAUAGAAUGGGCGUGCCUCUUUAAUUUUGCCCAACCCGUUACCAUGAAGAUGUUGUCUCCUUGACUUCCCCAGUACAAGGAAUGAGCCCGUACAAUACUCCCUUUUGCUUUCUCUUACCCCUACCACUUCCUAACCAAGGUGUUGCCAGGUAAUUCAUUAAACAUUACCCAUCACCCUGCCAUUAAUUCAGAUAUUUUAGGAAUGUUGCCAACGUAAAAUUCAUAUUUGCUUUCACUAUUUGGUAUAAUUAUUUAAAAAAAAACAUUACAUACAUUAAUCUCUCGUCUAUGUAAGUAUGAUGAAGAUCCUGACCAAAUUUUUAGUCUUGUUUUUGCAUUUAUUUUCGAGGUCAAGUUUUUCUACCUGCACUAAACGGCGCGACCGAAGUUUGAACCCAUGCUUUUAGACGGCCACCCACAUACGAAAAGUAAAAGCUGUUCGCUUUUGGUCACAAAAAGCUUAAAAAAAUUUGGUGUUUAAUAUAUAUAUUUUAUGUAAACGGCUGUAUCUCUUGAUUGCGUUGGCUUAGAAGUAUGAUUUUUUCACAGCUCUAAGAGACAGUAAACUUUAGUAUUUGAUAUAAAUUCCAGCUUGAUACGUCCACGAGUUUCUGAGAAAAAGGGUCUUGACAGACAGACAGACGGACGGACUGAUAACAAAGUGAUCCUAUAAGGGUUCCGUUUUUUCCUUUCGAGGUACGGAACCCUAACAACACAAACAUCAUCUGUUGACUUUUGAAUUACAUCUGGUGUAAAUUUUUUGCCCUACUUUCAUCAUUCCUAUUGUCUUAAAUCGUGGUCUAAAAAAGGUGAAAUUAUAGAUUCAAAAGUGAAUAGACAACACCAGCACACUAAUCGGUUCAGCCAUAUUGCCAUAUACCUCGCCUUUAAGAAAAUUACGAUCUCCAUAGCGCAACUUCGGCAGUUCCACGUAGCACACGACCGUUACAGCGUGGGAAACUAUCAAACGUGCCGACUAGCCGGGAAACACUCUAUUUACUGCCCAGACGUGAGUUUCGUGGUAAAUAAACUGGUAGGUUUAGCUGCUUAAAGUUAGCACCUAAGAUACGCUGACCGACAGAAAUUUACUAGUGUGAUGGCUAUCCGCAUUUUGGAAAUUUGAAAAGCAUGUAUUAAAAUGGAUUGGUUAUUUAAUCAUUUAACUGAAUAAAUCGAUACUCGUACUAGGGUACUCCAAAAUAAAAAUGUAUGAAUAAAUUUCCCGGUUGGUGCAAAAAGUGCAUUUCGCGGUUGGUUCCAUACUAAAACAUUUAAAACUUUCACGUUUUGAAAUACUAUUUAAAACCGGGUCCAUCGCGAAUUUAUUUCUUAUCUUCAUUCCGACGUUUCGACGCCGGGUUCACUGAGGGCCUAGGGUGCUGCCUCUCUGUCCCACUUGUAAAUUCGUACGUAAGUGUGACAGGGAGGCAACACGUCAAACGUGGUUCGCGGUUUGCCCUCUGGUCGUGGUCGCGGAUACGAUGGACCCGGGCCCGAACCCGGACCAAUGGACCCGGUUUUGAAUAUGUUUUAAAACCCAUAG
Cydia pomonella (codling moth) is the source of this 5411-nucleotide messenger RNA. RefSeq lists its product as uncharacterized. Gene Ontology annotation, cellular component: membrane. Bases 1851 to 3737 code for a protein of 628 amino acids. Gene Ontology annotation, molecular function: phosphatidylinositol bisphosphate binding. The record is from RefSeq and is a predicted model, not a curated record. NCBI's taxonomy places the organism in Eukaryota, Metazoa, Arthropoda, Insecta, Lepidoptera, Tortricidae. The transcript has 12 exons.